CUUUGUGCCACGAUCGACGCGCGUGCUUUUUGAUCAGAAAUUAAAAAUAAGUUUAUUUUAAAGCGGGAAAUCGUGCCAGAUUUUCGCCCUUUAUCUUAGGAAAACAAAUACAAUUGAAAAUUUAUAAAAUUACGCUGUAGAUCAGUGAUUUUCUCAGUUAAAAGUAUAAUACGCAAUUUCUUGGAAUAGUUCCGUUAGUCAGCCAUUUUCAUUCUCGAUCUCCAUUCAUUUUUUGGCUGCCUUUGUGAAAAGUUAAUUUUUAAUGCCCGAUUUCGGCGGAAUGGCUAGAGUGUGCGUGUUAUGCGGCAAAUCGGCCGGAUUGAUGUGCCAGCGAUGCUGGGAAUCGUAUUGCAGCGUCGUUUGCCAGACUGAGGAUUGGCAGCGACACAAGGCUUUCUGUAUCAUUAUGCCUCCCUUGGUGGCCUGCAGAGAUAUCCGGACACCGAUGGCGAAGCAGCAGGCCGAUGCUGUAACUCCUGCGAUAGCUGAGACUAAACCCAAUAAGACCCCUAAUACGCCGGACGCUCCUGUGGUGGUGCCCGUUUUGCAGCCCAAGAACACGGAGGAACAACGCUCCACAAACUGGCGCCAGCACCAGCUGCCUGUCGGCGAGGAGUUUUUUGAGUGUCGUGUAACCUCUAUGGAAAAGGAGGGUCCUUUUUGGGUGCUGCACUUAGAUAAUGUGGACAGCAUGGAGCGAAUGCACCACAGUAUGCAGCGUCUUCUGCAGAAUGGAAAGCUGACUCUAGCCGAGAACAUUCAGCUGGACUCCCUGGUGAUCAUCACGGCUGACAGUAAAGUUCACCGGGGUCAGGUCCUAAGCGUCGACAGCGCGACCAAGGAGGCUGAAAUUCGUCUGAUUGACGUCGGAUCAGUGCUCACAAUUCCCCUUCGGGAUAUCUAUGCCCCCGUUUCAAAGAUGGCCGAGCGCAAGGCCUAUGCCUUCCGCGUGAAACUGCCUACAAAUACCGGCGUGCAAGUAAACAAAAACCUAUCGCUUCGACUAUUGGGGACUCGCACCCACGAGGGCAUUUACCAGGUGCAACUAAAGCCCAAAAUGACCAUACCAUUGGGCCUGCCCUUGGAGAUGCUGCAGCUCAAUCCAGAGGUCAAGGUGAUUCGGAUAUUUGACUGCAAUGCUGAGCAGGACAAAGUAAACCAUGUGGCCCUGCUGCAGAUCAACGUGUUGGAUUACAUCGACAAGGAUUUGAAUGAUUGCCUGGCAGGCAAGCCGGGACAGCCCUUUUCCGGUCCCUUUCCGGAGGGGAAGACCACUUUCUAUGUGGCCUCUCGCUCUUCAAACGGCAGCUUCCGGCGAGCCUUUCUGCUGGACCUAAUUGAGAAGCCCACUCCCAAGUUCCUCGUCUAUGAGAUGGACCACGGCCGCGUCUCCAUUACCAACGAAUUGACUCGCAUUCCCAGCGAGUUACUGGGCCUGCCCAUACGAGUUUUUGCCGUUCAGCUGGACGACUAUGUGCCCCAAUCGCUUUUGCACGAGCACGCGGAUCUUGCAGUCAAGUUCAAUAUGGACAUCCUGCCGCGAAAGGAGACAACGCUGCGCAGCGCCGAUGCCUCCUUGCUGUGCAAGGGUGAGCAGAUUUGCGUGGCUCGCUUGAGUACAUUCAUGGGUCAGGUCUGCGACCUGGGACACAAGUACUGGCGCGAGCCCAUCGCAGACGGCGCCUUCGUGUUCAUCAGCCACGUCGAGAGCUAUAAGGAAGUGUUCAUCAGCUCCAAGCAAAGCAAACAGUACGUGGGAAUCUUCAAGAGCCUGGCAGCAAAGUGCGAGGCCUUCGAGGACUCCAGCAAGGUACCAAUUGGUUCAAUCGUGCUGGUCGUUUCACCAAGCUUGGGUCAUUUUCGUGGAGAGGUAUCUAGUGUUGAAGACGGUCUUUUCGAGGUACAAAACGUCGAUACGGGCGCCAGCCACAAACUAAAGCUAUCAGAGCUUCGCAAGUCUUGCCGAUUCCUAGAAAAUCUGCCUGUGAGCCUUAUGCGCAUCCAGCUAAAUACUAUCUGCACUAUUCAGGAGGUAGCUGUACCGGCAAAUAACUCAGCCACCCCCAUGCUGGAGGUUCUUUGCGCUCAGAAGGAGGAAUUAAGUCUUCGGAUGGUUGAUAAGAACACCGCCACUGCGGAUCUCUUGUUUAGCUCGGGUGAACAGCGCUCGUUAGCGAAUCGAAUGGUGCAGCUUAUAUUUUUGCCAAUACCGGGAAGCCCAAAUUCCGAUGCGGCAUCAACCUCGUCGGAACCGAUUUUGCCUGAUGUAUCAGCAGCAUUGCCUCCAUCUCCGCCAAACUCACCUGACCAGGUGGAGGCCCAGCCUGUUAAACGUUUCUAUUUCAAAGAUCUGACCAAAAAGCUUGUCCCUUUGGGCGACAAUGUCGACAUCAUGACACUAAGUACAGAGGAAUUGCGAAACUCAGGCUACAUCACCGCCCUCCACUUCGAGUCGGAGUCGGAUGCCGAAAACUUUCAGAGUUCGUUGAACUUGGUGGCCAGUCAUGGUGAAUGCGCCCACAAUGUGGUCGUCGACUAUGUGCCUUGCAUUGGCGAAGUAUGUGCAGCUUGCUAUUCUGGGGACAAUGUAUGGUAUCGCGGGGUUUGCCAAGAGAUAAAGGACGGCUCAGCUUUAAUAUUCUACUACGACUUUGGCAAUACGGAAUACGUGGACUUUAAAGAUCUAAAGCCGUUGAACAGCAAUCUAUUGCACGUCAUCUACGCCACCAAGUGCUAUAUAGAUGAUUUCCUGUUCCAACCAUUUCGCAAACCAAAACGCGUUCGCACCGCCUUCUCCCCGACGCAGUUGCUCAAGCUGGAGCAUGCCUUUGAGGGCAACCACUACGUGGUGGGAGCUGAGCGCAAGCAGUUGGCCCAAGGACUCAGUCUGACCGAGACGCAGGUCAAGGUUUGGUUCCAAAACCGCCGGACCAAGCACAAGCGGAUGCAGCAGGAGGGCGAUGGAAGCGACACCAAGAGCAAUAAGGGCAGCUCCUCGGGGGGCGGAGGCGCAGGCGAUGGCGAGGAUGACGGCAAGCACGAUGGCUCUGGGUCGCCGCACAGCUACGAGGACGCCGAAGAUCCGGAGGAGGACGACGAUAUCGAGGAGGACGACGACGAGGACGAAGUGAUCGACAUGGACGACUAUGGAAGCGAAAUUGAUGCGGAGGAGCAUCAGCGACUUCGGGAACAAUUCCAGCAGCAGCUGGCCCAGCACCAGCAGCAGUUCCUCCAGCACGGCGGCGGGGGUGCCGCGUCCCCUGUCGCCCUCAGUCCACAGCAGCAGCUGAUGCAGCAACAGCAUCAACAGCAACACUUCCUGCAGCAGCAGCAGCACCUCUACCUAAGGGAGCUGGAACGUGAGCGGGAAAGGGAUCGGGAUCGGGAUCGGGAUCGGGACCGCGACAGGGACCGUGAGCGCGAGCGGGAAAAGCAGUAACUGAUUAAGUUUGCC
Drosophila serrata is the source of this 3454-nucleotide messenger RNA. RefSeq names its product Kotsubu (gene Kots). Lineage: Eukaryota; Metazoa; Arthropoda; Insecta; Diptera; Drosophilidae. The record is from RefSeq and is a predicted model, not a curated record.